AUGACCGAGGAUACUCACCAAACACAUCAAUCGAUGGAUAUCGACAAGGCCCCACCAAAGAAGCCACGUUUUCAAGUAAAAAAGUGGAAUGCCGUUGCCCUGUGGAACUGGGAUAUCGCAGUAGACAACUGUGCUAUCUGUAGAAACCAGAUAAUGGAUCUUUGUAUUGAAUGCCAAGCCAAUCAAGCUUCUGCAACGACAAAUGAGUGUGUCGUUGCCUGGGGAAUCUGCAACCACGCUUUCCACUUUCAUUGCAUAUCUCGUUGGCUUAAAACGAGGCACGUCUGUCCACUCGAUAAUCGUGAGUGGGCGUUGCAGAAGUAUGGUAAGUAA
This is a messenger RNA of Wallemia ichthyophaga EXF-994, 333 nucleotides long. RefSeq names its product RING-box protein 1. The record is from RefSeq and is a predicted model, not a curated record. NCBI's taxonomy places the organism in Eukaryota, Fungi, Basidiomycota, Wallemiomycetes, Wallemiales, Wallemiaceae. The coding region runs from base 1 to 333 and encodes 110 amino acids. Gene Ontology annotation, molecular function: cullin family protein binding; ubiquitin protein ligase activity; zinc ion binding. The transcript is spliced from 2 exons. Gene Ontology annotation, cellular component: nucleus; cullin-RING ubiquitin ligase complex. Gene Ontology annotation, biological process: ubiquitin-dependent protein catabolic process; protein ubiquitination.